AGAAAAGCCAAAACGACCUACAUUUGGAAACGGAGGGAGUAGAAGCCACAUCUCUUCUGGAAUACUACAUUUUUUUUUGUCUUAUUCCACAAUGCAGGAGGAAUUCUUAACACGUGAGCCAUCAACAAUGGGAGUUUUGAGGAAGUUUCACAGCAUGCUCUUCAAUAGUAACUAGGUUCAGGCCAUAGUUUGUCUUUUACUACCUAGUGCCUGGUGGAUAUGUAAAAAACAAGGGGACAAAUCCAAAGGGAACAAACUGAACAUUCCCAUAGUAUUCGUUUUCAAUGCGGACCACUCAACAUGUCAAACAUUGUGUUUUACCAUGACUGCUUCCAAAUGUCCUAGUGUUGUCCUAUACAGAACAAAACCCCCUUAUCAGGUAAUUCAUGCUAUGGACAUGCUAUAAAUAUGGCAGUGCUAACAAGUAGAAAAGUUGCUCAAGCUAAAACCACCCAAACCAAAUUACCACUUGAACAUACCAAGAGUGAUGUACAGGCCACUCUUGCAGGAUCAGGGCAUAGCGGAUCACUUGGCGCAGCUCGGCCCAGUCCUGUAUGCAUGUGCCACUCAUGUAAUCGAGGGAUCCUUUGAGAAGACUGACAUUGAUCUUAGUCAGAUUAAAAGGCUCACCUCCAUAGCUGAUGGGCCGCUGCAACGUCUGUCCCUGAUCAUUGCUGACAGCCUAGCCCGUCGUCUUCUCUGCCCCAUCCAGGGCUUUGCUGGUGCCCUCAUUCAUCCAUCCGACUACUUCGAGCAGUCAAUCCUUCAGACUGCUCGCUUCAACUUCACUAACCUCAGCCCCUACAUCAGCACUGGCUUCGCCACCAUUAACCGGGCAAUCCUUGAAGCAAUGGAGGAUGAACAGGUUGUUCGCAUUAUUGACCUGUCCUGCUCAACCUCCCACCCAAGGCAGUGGCUCAAGCUCCUUCGUGACUUCCAUGGGCGACAAGGGGGACCACCUGAAGUACGCCUCACCGUUGUUCAUGAUGACAACGAUUUCCUGGCUAACAUGCGCGCGCUGCUAUCUAAGGAAGCUGAAAUGCUCAAAAUUCCAUUCCAGUUUAAUUCGGUGAUUGGCAGACUUGAGACCUUGGACUUCAGUAAUCUUCGCAAUACCCUAGACAUAAAAUAUGGUGAGGCAAUUGCAAUCAGCUGCUCACUGCAGAUGCAUCGCCUACUCGUGGUUGAUGAUGUGAGCUGUUCUGGUAUUGGUCAGCUCCAGAAAAUGGCAAACAUCGCACAACUUAAGCAGAUGUCCAGCUCAGUGUACAGCCCAGCUUCCACACUGAACUAUCCACAAACACCGUCCCCUCAGUGUCAGACACCGAAGUUGCUGGUUAACUUCCUCAAUGCCGUCUGUGUGCUCAAACCAAACAUCAUGUUGAUGAUGGAGCAAGAUGCAAACCACAACGCCUUGUUGUUCUGUGACCGGUUUGUGGAGGCUCUUAACUAUUAUGCUGCCCUUUUUGACAGCUUCCAUGCAGUGAUUGCAGCCAACCCGCGGAGGUCCGAUGAGCGGGCACGAGUUGAAAGGAUGAUCCUGGGGGAAGAGAUCAAGAACAUACUUGUGUGUGAAGGAGUCCAUCGGUAUGAGCGACAUGAAAGGCUGAGCCAGUGGGCAAUGCACAUGAAUAGAUCUGGGUUUGAUCAUGUGCCACUCAGCUUCCAUGCCAUUUGGGAGGGUAAUCAAAAGCUCAUGAGCUUUGGACUGAAUGGAUGUCAGAGCAAGGUAGAAAGUGAUUGCCUUCUGCUCUGCUGGGGUUCCACGCAUCUGUACUCUAUAUCAGCAUGGAGGCCACAUAAAGGCUCAACUUCUGGGAGCAGAGAGCAUAUGUUAGUCAGCCACAGUGCCAAAUAAUAUGGCCAGAAAAUUAGGCGCCUCUGUUCAUCAUAGUUGCCUUUCCGUUUAGCUAGUGAUGCGAUUUGUCUGGCAGUUCUUUUUUUUUUCCCCCUUUAGAGUAGUAUACAACAUUUGGUCUGAAGCAUGAUUAUGUAUAGAUGAAAGGAUUGUAAUUGUUUCACUGAAAAUUCUUAACCACUUGAAUGGGAACCAGCAGAGGCACUUAAUGGUA
Setaria italica (foxtail millet) is the source of this 2072-nucleotide messenger RNA. RefSeq names its product scarecrow-like protein 3. The record is from RefSeq and is a predicted model, not a curated record. Gene Ontology annotation, cellular component: nucleus. Gene Ontology annotation, biological process: regulation of DNA-templated transcription. The transcript is spliced from 2 exons. Gene Ontology annotation, molecular function: sequence-specific DNA binding; DNA-binding transcription factor activity. Bases 488 to 1858 code for a protein of 456 amino acids. Lineage: Eukaryota; Viridiplantae; Streptophyta; Magnoliopsida; Poales; Poaceae.